CCGGUUCCCCCCGCCUCUCCGCUCGUGGCCCUGGCGGGAGUGGGUGUGUCGGCGCGGGGCAGCGCUGCCUCGUAGUCGCGGCUCGUGCGCACUCUGAAAAAGAGGAAAAAGUUGAGGAUGAGUUCAGAGUGAGCGCGGCCCGCCUCGGAGCCACUUCAAGCGGCCAGGGAUGGCAGUCUGGACCCGAGCGGACAAGAACGGCCAGCUGGACCUGCUGCUCCGGGACCGCUGGAUCCGAGUGGCCGCGGAGCUCACCCGGGAAACGCUCACUUUGACGGCCGAGUCGGAGGCGAGCGGAGCUGGGGCCAAUCACUGGGACUACAGCAACUCUCCGGCGGGCCUGCGGAAUGGCAUGUCGAACGGAAACGACCCGGGAGCGAGUCCCGGGAGCCGCGCUCCGUCCUCCGGCCAGGACCAGCUCCACAACCAGCACCACGGGGGCCGGGGGCGCAGCGGCAGCCCGGGGCGCAACCCCGGGGCUGCCGGCCGGGGUCAGUACGACGGUCCCAACAGCCCCGGGAAGUACCCGAAUAACGGCACUAACUCUGACUUUGGCAGCCCGGGCUCCAGCUACGGCAGCCCCGGGUCCAGCUUCGGGUCCAGGCAGGGCGAGUUCCCGGUCAGUCUGGACGGCUCCUCGGAGGCGGUGCGCAAAGUCCGGGUGGUCAAGCAGGAGUCCGGGGGUCUGGGGAUCAGCAUCAAGGGGGGGCGGGAGAACCGCAUGCCCAUCCUCAUCUCCAAGAUCUUCCCGGGGCUGGCCGCGGACCAGAGCCGCGCGCUCCGGGUGGGGGACGCCAUCCUGUCGGUGAACGGGAACGACCUCCGGGAGGCGACGCACGACCUGGCGGUGCAGGCGCUGAAGAAGGCGGGCAAGGAGGUGACGCUGGAGGUGAAGUACAUCCGCGAGGUGUCGCCGCUCUUCAAGAAGCCGUCGCUGGUGGCCGACCUGCCGUGGGAGGGCGUCCGGCCGCAGUCGCCCGGCUACAGCAGCAGCGAGGACUCGGGCUCGCCCAAACAUGGCAGCUCCUCGUCCAAAGACCGCAAAGUCAUCAGCCUGAAGAUGUGCUUCAUCAGCAGGAACCUCACCAUGCCCGACCUGGAGAACAGACUGCUGGAGCUCCACUCCCCGGACGGUCAGCACACCGUGGUCCUGCGCUGUAAAGACGGGCCCACCGCCAACUCCUGGUUCACCGCCGUGCACACCAACAUCGCCGCCCUGCUGCCGCAGACGCUCGCUCACGUCAACGCCUACCUGGGCGCCUCCUCCUCCGCCUCCACACACCCCCACCUUAAACACAUCGGCUGGCUCGCUGAACAGGUGCAGCUGGAAGGCGGACGGCAGCAGUACCGGCCGGUGGUGAUGGCGCUGACGGAGAAAGACAUCCUGCUGUUUGAGUCGGUGCCGUGGAGCCGGGAGUCCUGGUCCAUGCCGCUGCUCACACACCCUCUGCUCGCCACCAGGCUGGUCCACUCGGGCAGUGCCCGGGGUUCUCCGGCUCAGGGCUCGGACCUGGUGUUCGCCACGCGGACCGGCACGGGCCGAGGCAUCGAGUCCCACAUCUUCCGGGUGGAGACCCACUGGGACCUGUCCUCGUGGACGCGAGCUCUCGUGCAGGGAGCGCACGCCGCCGCCGAGCUCAUCAAGGAGGUCUCCAUCGGCUGCACGUUGAACCGACAGGACGUCCGGCUGACGCUGCACUACGAGAAAGGCUUCACUGUGACCAGGGAGCCGGUCGACACCGCGGGGGGCGCCAUACUCUUCAGAUACCCCUACGAGAAACUCAAAAUGUCUGGCGACGAUGGGAUACGCAACCUGUACCUUGAUUUUGGCGGUCCGGAGGGGGAAAUGGUGUUUGACCUCCACUCGGGUCCGAAGCCGGUGGUCUUCGUCCUUCACUCCUUCCUGUCAGCCAAGCUCACCAGGAUGGGCCUCCUGACGUGAAUCGGCUGUAGUGGCGCCGACCAGAGGAUGUUUUUCUUUUUUGUAAUUAUUAUUUUAGCUUGUUUUUUUUUUUUUUGUUUCCAUUCCCGGCUGAAGCUAGGCCUGAGGUAGUGCUGCGGGGGAUCUUUGAACCCAGGAGAUUGUCUCAGAAACUGUGCCUUCUCCUCCAGCUUCUCCUGCAGGUCCAAAGGAAGUGAGGGGCAAAAAGUCGCUGUUAACAAUCUCGUAACAUUCCACGUGAUCAUGUUUUUUAAUGUUGGUGCGUUCAUGACCAACUGGGAAAUUCGAAAGCUCCCACUUUUUAGUGGGGGGAAAAAGAAAACACAUCUGGGCAGUCAAACUCUCACAAAACUGACGUUUUCUGAGUUUGAGGCUGUAUUUUACCCACUGGGAAGUUUCACAAAACAUUCAACUCAAACUCUGAGCUUCCCACUAGGGAAGUGGGAAUUUCCCAAAUGGAAAGUGAGGAUUUCUGCGUUAAACACGCAGGUUACAUCCUCUCAGAGGUUGAACCUUUCCCUAUCAGAAGUGGUCGUAAAAAGGAAUCUGUAACAUUCUCCUCACAGGCAGAGUGGGAAGUUCCCACGUGGGUUUUACCCAUUUGGGAGUCUGACGUAUGUAUCUGAAACUUCAUCAAUCUGAAACAAUGACAACAAACACCUGUCAACCUGAGCUGAAAAACUAGGAAUUUCCAUUUAUUGAAGUUCAGGUUGUUUUCACCUCAGUUUUCUUUUUCUGUUUUUUUUUUUUUUUCUUUUCAUCAAGUUUUAUUCUCAAAAUUCAGAAGUAUGAAGUGCUGCGAGGAAUACCUCCGAUCCAUCCUUCCUCAUUUAUUCCUGGAACUCACCCAGGAACCGGUAUCUCCUGAAGAUAGACUGUCAUAAACAAAUCAUAUUGAAAGUAAAGUUUAAAUAACCGUAUUUGAUUAACCUAGCCCGUAGUCGGCUAGCUGCAGAGCUAACAGCAGUAUUUACGUAUGUCUGGAAGGUGAUCAAUAAUAGCGACUCCUUCAUGUGUUAUCUCAUAAUUUUUACAGUUUAUUUAGAAAGAUAAUUCAGGAAAUACAUAAAUAUUUUGUAUGUUAAUACACACGGAUAAAGUGUUGACUGCAUUGUAAGUCCUUAAUGGGAAAUGGGACUUUCCCAGCUGGUAACUUUCCGAUUUCCCAGGUGAAUGAACGCGCCACUCCUUUACAUUUGUGCGAUAUGAUGUUAUAUAUAUAUAU
Molecule: messenger RNA, 3167 nt
Organism: Salarias fasciatus (jewelled blenny)
Lineage: Eukaryota; Metazoa; Chordata; Actinopteri; Blenniiformes; Blenniidae
Product: beta-2-syntrophin-like
Exons: 7
Coding region: 170-1942 (590 amino acids)
Cellular component (GO): intracellular anatomical structure; synapse; dystrophin-associated glycoprotein complex
Molecular function (GO): protein binding; structural molecule activity
Source: RefSeq, a predicted model, not a curated record